This is a messenger RNA of Aspergillus oryzae RIB40, 600 nucleotides long. RefSeq lists its product as uncharacterized. The coding region runs from base 1 to 600 and encodes 199 amino acids. The transcript has a single exon. Lineage: Eukaryota; Fungi; Ascomycota; Eurotiomycetes; Eurotiales; Aspergillaceae. The record is from RefSeq and is a predicted model, not a curated record.
AUGCCAAACCUAAAGGAAAACUGUGUGGAGAAACUUACCACAGCGAUGAACAACGUACUAUCAUCACAGCCUGAUGUGGCGCAACGCAUCCUGAGCGAAUAUGGUAUCAGCAGGGGCAUGUCCGACGACGAAGCAUUACCUGCAGUACUUGAUUACAUCAAUGAUAUCUGUUUUUUUGCGCCUGUUCUGACUCUCACACGGGGUUGGAGGGGGAACUCUCACGUUUACUACUUCAAUGAAGGAAAUCCAUGGGAGGGACCCUGGAAAGGAAGGGCAACCCACAUCCUUGACGUUGCAUAUCUAACCCAAAACUUUCAAGAGUUCAUGACACCCUCCCAACAACGUGUUGCGACUGCCUUUGCAGAAGACUUCUUCAAGUUUUGUCACGGCAUCCACCCGUGGCCAGCAGUCACAGAUGGUGAUAUCGCUACCAAUUUCACGGCUAGGGUGUAUGGGCCAAGCUCCGAAGGACAUGACUCUAGGCUAGUGAGUGAGCCGUACAAGGGGGAGAGCCAUCGCAGAAGCAUUUUGUUUGACUGCAACCAUGCAGUCUCGCUCGACGAGCUGGCCGGUGUAUUCGGUGUUUUCAGGACAAUGUGA